GAGUGUCGCCUCGGAAGCCGCAUCAGCUGCAUCGUCGUUUGUCAACUGUAGAAAUGUGCCACGCACGCCGUUUAGCAACGUGCUGCCGCAAAACACGACGUCCUGGGUCAUCCAGUUGACAGAUAAAUCACGGAAAUCUCCCGGAAGCACUCUUCGCAACAGACCGACACUGUCAAUAUGGCUUCGUUAAUCCAUACGGUGGACACGGCUCACAGUGACAUGGUGCACGACGCUCAGACCGACUACUACGGUACCCGGUUGGCGACGUGUUCGUCGGACAAGUCCGUCAAAGUCUUCGACAUCAAGAACGGGACGCAUAAACUACUGUCCGUGCUGUCGGGGCACGAGGGCCCGGUCUGGCAGGUGGCCUGGGCGCACCCCAUGUUUGGGAGUGUGCUGGCGUCGUGCUCCUACGACCGCAAGGUGGUAGUCUGGGCGGAGACCGACGGCAGGUGGGACAAGUUCUACGAGUACGCCGACCACGACUCCUCGGUGAACUCCAUCUGCUGGGCGCCCCACGAGUUUGGCCUCGUGCUGGCGUGUGGGAGCUCGGACGGGGCUGUGUCCGUGCUGUCCAUGGGUGGCGACGGCGUCUGGGAGGCCAAGAAGAUCAGCAAUGCACACACGAUUGGUUGCAAUGCUGUGAGCUGGGCUCCGGCCAUAGUCUCGGCGGAAGGGGGAGAAUCAGGCAGCUCCUUUCAGGGCAUGACUAAGCAGUUUGCGACCGGAGGCUGUGACAACCUGGUCAAGAUCUGGAGAUACCUGGAGGCGGAGGAGGACUGGGUGGAGGAGCACAAGCUGGAGGCCCACAGCGACUGGGUGCGGGACGUGGCCUGGGCCCCCACGGUGGGUCGGGGUCGCAGCACCAUUGCCAGCUGCUCCCAGGACUGCCGAGUCAUCCUGUGGACCUGCCCCUCGGGUUCCAACGUUUGGAGCCACACCCUGCUCGGGGCCUUCGAUGAUGUCAUCUGGCUCGUCAGCUGGUCUGUCACUGGGAGCAUGCUGGCCGUGUCCGGGGGCGACAACAACGUCACCCUGUGGAAAGAAACUAAGGACGGCUCAUGGGCUUGCAUCAGUGACACCGCACGAGACGACUCGACCGACUUUGCCGAAACUGACGCAACGUGAGCGCAACCGUGGACAGCUCUCAGUGUCCUGAGAUUAUCGGCCUUGUCGAAAAAUCUACCAGACAUCCUGCAACAACAUUGCACUACGUCAUGAGAUUCCCUGCCAUCCACGCCAGCUGGAUAUGCUGAGACUACAAACACCACGAACAAUUUCGUAGCAGUGAUGUGUACGAAGUCUCGCGGGACAAUGUGUGAAGAACGCUCCUCUACGUGAAACGUGAGCUUACAGUACAGAGCGCUGGCGGUGAUGUUAUAGCCCGAAGCAGGGAUGGAUACUAUUACUUGUUAUGAUUUGUGGUUUACAUAGCACAUGUGGAAAGGCUGCACUAAGUUCAGUAGACUGGCUGGCUGUGGCUUGGAACCGGAGUCUGUUGUUGUCACUUUUAUGGACGUCGACUUGUCUGGUGGAUCGGGGAUCGUCUGAACUCCCGAUGUUGAAUUUGUGCGGUGAAACCCUCUUCUAACAGGUUUAUCUGCUACGAACAUUGUGGUGAUUGUGUGGUAUAAUCUGCUGAUAAGAAAACAUGUCCGCUGCCCCGACAGUUACCUAAGUCUUACGAAUUUAUUUACGGUUUUGCUAUCGCUAAUUGUUGAAGUGGUAGUUUUUUUUCUCUGUAGGGCCAUUGCUGUGUGUGGGUUGCACUGCAGUAUGGGUGCAAUAUGAUAGGGAUAAACUCUCCCUAGGUCGGGCCAACUGAGAACUUUAAAAAGAGAGAGGCACUGCUGCAUACAGUACAAAACUUACUUUGCACGAAACGGUGUCUUGUCCAAUCAAGAGUGCCACUGUGGCCAGCACUUAACUUCCAACCUGACCUGUUCAAUCACAGGCGCAUUUGCACGUCCUGAAUUUGUAUUCUAGUAGCAGACAUGUGUGGAGGCUGGCUGUUGUAUUUGACAAAAUGCUAAUCAUAUUUUAUUUUACGGAUAUUCAUUAUCACACCUGUUUUCCAAGGGCAGGGGGCUUAAGAUGCAGCAUUAAUAGGGGAAGAACUAGGUGCAAUGAAGAAGAAAAAAAAAAACUUUGACACACCACUGUACGCUUGUGUCGUGCUAGUCUUCGAAAAGUCUGUGAAUGUGGAUACGGCGUGACAUUCUGACUCUGCCUUAGAGUCAUGAAUUUUGUUCAAUCACGUCCCUUUGAUGCCAAGCUCUACACAAACUCGUAAUCUAGGCCUUGCCAAGGAUUUUUAUAUUUUUAUUGGGUGUCAUUGCCUAUACCUCCUUCUUGUUGGCCAUUUCAGUGGAGAUUUUUGUAGUAUACUUGUGGCUGACAAGUGCCAAUUAUGCUGCAUGUACUCUGGUCCGCUCCUGCUGUUUUUUGCUUGACAUGCAAAUGAGAAAUUGAUGACGAAAUCGAAUUGCCCGUGCCUUUUAUUCUUGCUUGUGUUCACUCGGUGGAAAGCUGUAAACUUAGAUGCAGUAACUUUUUCAUGUCUCACUGAGGCUUCUGAAAUACCACAGUACUUUCUGUACAAUCUGUCAGUCACUGGGUGUACAUUGAGCCACUUUUGGAAGCUUUCGGAAAAGCAAAAGUGGACAACCGGUAUAUGGGGUAGCUCAGCUCUGUGCUUGCAGUUUCUCUGGGGGAACCAGCCUCUUUGCUCCCGAACUCUUUGUAUUUAGCAUGUCUACCUCUCAGAUCUGUUGACAGAUGCAUAUACACAACUGAUGUCAUAUUUCUGUCAUAAAAAUUUGUAGAAAAAUCAGUUGUGUACAUGAAAGCGUCUUUAAGUAGUGGAAAGCUACUUGGAUGGUUCAUUGCUGACGUCCAUGCCACUUUCUAGUUUUUAAAGCUAAGUCAUCGAACAAAUGAAUUUUAUUUCUUAGUCUCAUAAAGGCUGCUCAUUAGCUAUCAUAGAAUUUUUAUGGAACUUAUCACCUUGAUCUUAAAAAUCACCCAUGACUGAAAUGUAACUUGGUCAGGUUCACUGUCAUCCAUACGAGAGUUUGUAAAUAUUCAAAGCUGCCCUCAUUACGAAGCGAAGGGUUUUGAAAAAUGCUCAAGGGGCUAUUUUUGGUCUAUAUCAGCUGUUGUAAAUACUACAGGAUGUAGUAUCAUAUAAAGUGACAAAACUUUAUGCUAGUGGAAUGAAGUGCUGAUGUUUCCCUUUAAAAUAAAUUCACAUGACUGUCUCUCUUCGUUAUGCAUGGGACUGCUCAUGACGUCUACAUUUUGCUUUCAACAUUAUCUUUGCCUAGGAUAAAGGGGUUGCAGAAAUAUUAUGUUUAAAAGCGGUCCGGAGGUUUUUAAUUCCAUUCAGUUUGUGUCCAGAUUAGUGUGGGAAAAGUGUCUCGUACAAAUGCACAAAUGGUGGUGGCGGCAGCAAUGUGUUUGAUGCAUAUAAGUAGGAAAAGGGGAAUUCCAGUCAGGGGCUUGUCUCAAUCUAGGCACAAGUCGUGAAACUGACCAUGAUAUUUUUAAAGAGCUGACCUACGUUUAUUUAGAGUGCAUUUUGUUUAUUUCAUGUGCCGACAUGUGGUGAAUUGCCACACUGCAGGUAGUCACGUGGUUUCUUCUUUACUUUUCGGGCCUUUUUUCCGGAGCAUGUAUGGAAUAUUUCUCCUUAGAGCUGCCAAAGGAGCACAAGUGAAGAGGCAGGAGAUUGCUCUAGGUUCAUGGAAAAGAGUUUUCAGGGUAUUUGAGGGAUUGACUCCUGCUGGUUAUAUGGUGUGCUUUUUGUAUGUUGUAAUAAAUAGUCACUGUGUGGGAUCUUUGAGCUCCAACAAAGAGUCACUUCAAAGUAACCAUGUUUUUAAAAGUGUUCCAAGUGCCAUUCAAAUUUUUUGAAUCUAGUAUGUGUUCAUGCUUUGUAAGUCAUGCAACAUGGUGCUCUGCAUUUCCGUGCAAUAAGAAAUGUCCCAUUAUUUUAAAUAAAUUUCUUAAUAAGUACAAUUUAUACUAUUGAAUGUGUUUGUUUUAUACUCUUAAGCUGGUCGAGUUUUUUUUUUUAUUUUGUAUAAUGUGAGAGCUAGCUGAGGCCAUGUCAAAACACUACACCAUGUCAAAACACUUUUUAAACUUGGAAACAUUUAUUUUUUUGGUUAUUACAGGUUAAAGAGUUUAGCUUUUCCUAUUUCUCUAGAAAAGCUUGAAUUUAUAUAUUUUUUUAAAUAUUUACUGACGGGAAUCGGAUUUGUUAUUCUGAAUGACUAUGGUGUAGAGUGGUUGAUAGUUUGAGGGAUAUUUUAUAAUGGAUGAAUAAACUUUUUCCUUUUAUU
Molecule: messenger RNA, 4346 nt
Organism: Ixodes scapularis (black-legged tick)
Lineage: Eukaryota; Metazoa; Arthropoda; Arachnida; Ixodida; Ixodidae
Product: protein SEC13 homolog
Exons: 8
Coding region: 178-1128 (316 amino acids)
Biological process (GO): positive regulation of TOR signaling; COPII-coated vesicle budding; protein import into nucleus
Cellular component (GO): nuclear pore outer ring; COPII vesicle coat
Molecular function (GO): structural molecule activity; protein binding
Source: RefSeq, a predicted model, not a curated record